Molecule: messenger RNA, 3353 nt
Organism: Schistosoma guineensis
Lineage: Eukaryota; Metazoa; Platyhelminthes; Trematoda; Strigeidida; Schistosomatidae
Source: the annotation of a GenBank genome assembly
AAUUAAUAUGGUCACUUUGUGUAGAAAUUUUUAGUCUCACUGGAGUUUGAUUUUGUGGAUAAAUUUCAAGUUUUGACACGUUGAUAAUAAUGGUUUCAGUAAAACGAUAUGCCUGACUUUCAAAUAAUUUGAAUGUAAAGUCUUAAUUCUCUUGUCUGUACCCCUGACUGUAAGUAAUCGCAAUCCAGCAUUAUGGACUUAAGAUUACAUAGUUAAGGUAUUGUGUUCAGGUACUACACAAAAGUAAUUUAGUGGUCGUCACAGUAACCUGUACUUCAUAAACGCAGUUUGAUCUACUUUCCUUUUUGACGUGCACUGAUAUACAACAGAGCUGAUUGUUAUGACCUGUCCCUAGCUGUCCAAAUCGAUCAGUAAAUAGAAGCAACCAAAAUAGCCUUCAACUGGACGUACAUGAUAGCCACAGUGACUUUUUAUACACCCCACAACUACGAAAAAAAAUAAGGUUCAUUCACAACCGACGAUAAUACAAGGGAAAAUCCUGGAUAUUUGUAGAAAUGUUAAUUGCAUCCUUGUGAACCAGGCAUAUAGGAUCUAGGCCUUAAAGUCCCUGGUCUAACUAUACCCACACAAUUCGAAAAUUUGAAUCCGUAAUCAUUGAAAAACUCGUUUCUCAAAUGAUAUGAGUUGAAUUCUCGUGAAAUAAAGCGUAUGGUACUCAUUGGAAAUUAGAUAUUAACUGAAGUUAAUAAUAUUUUAUGUUGAUCAAUGAACCUAAUGGAUAAUUAUUUAAAUGUUUUGUCUAUUUUUGCACAUAGUUUACGCAAUCCAAUGAGUUUGUUUACAGUUUCAAUGAAAACGAACGGUGCCAAUGCUUACCAUUGAAGAGUGUGUCAGUGAAGUGCAUUAGCAUUUUGAAGGCUGUUUACUACUAGUUUUCAAGUCAGAGCUUAUAUCGAACUAUCAUCGGAGUUAUCAACUUCAAGUGAUGUUCACCGGCACUGUCCACUAUUCCCAUUUAUUUAACCUCGUCAUAGACAUACAUUUACAGAUGACACUUUUUUAUAACUCAGAGGUUAAUCUCCCUGCUGUGGUAUCAUUUUUUAGUGUAGAACAAGCAGGCGAUAUAGCUCUGUCUCGUGAUGACGUUGAUAAAAUACAGUCUUCUGAUCUCUUUAAACAAGCAUGUUUCGGAUGCAUCUCUUCUCAUAAUGCCAGUUGUCUACUUCUCCUGAAUUACCACGUCAUAGUAUGACUUGUGCACCCAUGUUUUCUACAUCCUUUCACCAAUCUGAUCGGUCUAUUGAUCAAAGUACACCAGUGAAGCGGACUCCAGCAUCUUUCCAAACUAGAAACCCUUAUCCACCCGUUGAUAAUGCCAAUUCAUUACUACAAAAAUCAAAUUUAUUUGCAGUCCAAUCGGAUAACGUGAAACCAAGUUAUCCUGUUGCUUCGUGUCUUUCCAAUUUCUUACAGGUACAUACAGACACUUCACCUCCAGCAACACCAAAUGCAAUGAAUGGAUAUCUAGAAAUCGUCCAUUCUAAUUUAUCCGAUGCAGAUAUUCUACCUAGUUUAGAGAAUUCUUUGAAUAUGCAACAAUUUAUGCCUAGUUCUCCAGUUGAAUUUAAGAAAUUAAAAAAUUCUGGCUCUCAUUUAACACGUUCACCUAAUAAGGAAUAUUUUGGAAGUAAAAAUUUUAUUUCUGCUGAAUCUACUGUGUUGGAUGAUCAGUCGUCAUUACAUGAACAUAAAGUGCAUCUUUCUACAUCCUCAAAUAAUAUCAAUAACAGAAGUGUUUCAUCCUCUGCUGAAUUAAUUCAUAAGUCAACUAGUGAUAAACAUGAUAGUUCAAGUAGUGGUCGUGGUCGUAGUUUAACAGUUACACAAACAGUUCCUUUUCAGUCUAAUACAUCACCUCCUUCAAGUCUUCUUGAAUUACAUACUUUUCCAGAUUCACGUAAUACAACUCAUAAUUAUCCUAUAGAGCAUAAUAAUUCCUAUCCUUCUCAGAAAUCUUUAAACAAACUUGUAUCUAAUGAGAAAAUCAAUAAUAGUUAUGAUUCUAUUCAUACAAGUAGUAUAUUAGCUUGGAAUGAAGAGAAUAUUAAAUAUAAUAAGGAAAUAAAUAAAAAUGAAUUACAUGAUGGAUCAUUAGAUGAAUUAACUUCACUUUUAUCAACUAGUUUAAUAUCUGAUACAGAAAAAAUUUCAAAUGAAAUAUCUGGUCAUUGUCCAACUACUUCGGAUAUUUUAACUGAAAUUAAUGACUUCGCUUGUAUACUUGAAAAACGACUAAAUUAUUUAAGAUCUGUUUAUUUUCGUGCACAUUCGGAAGCUGAAGCAUUGGCUGGUUUAGUUCAAUUGGUCACAUCAAAAAGUUUAAAUAUUAUUGAACCUAUGAACAACAGUCAAGUAAAUGACAACAACAAUAAUAGUAUAUUAAAAAAUAAUCCACUUAAUGUACAUGAGAACCAUUUGCAUUUAGAGUCUUUAUUAGUUAAAGCAAUUGAUCGUAUCGAUCAACUACUGGAAAAAUACAUUACUCCUUGUUCAGAAGUAAUUCAAAAUAAUCAUAGCAAUUGUAUAAAUUCUGCAAUAUGUUUACAUCCUACAUCAAAAAAAGUUGACAACUUUCCGACAAAUCAAACCUACUUUCAUUCAAAGAAUUCAUCUAAGUUCAGUUCUUUGUAUGAUGAUAACUAUUCGGAUGUAGAGUUGAGAAAGUUAUUGGAUCUCAAACAUGAAUACAUGAUGAAAGCCUUCCAUUUAUGCUUAGAUCAACUUCGCUUGUUGAAUGAAUAAUUCUAUUGUUGCUUCAUAUAAUGACUCUCUAAUGUAUCUUUUAUUCUUCAUUAUUAUAAUUAUUGUCUCCAGUAUUAAUCAUGUUUAGUAUGUCUGAUAAGUCAUCAUAAUCUGUUGGUGUAUUUUAAGAGGUAGUAUUUAGCCAAUCUCUCCUAUCACUUCUUUAUACUCGUUUUAAUUUACUGUUAUUAUGAUUAAGAUCUACCAUUUCUUUGCUUAUUUCUUUACAUCUCAGAUAUUAACUACCUUCAGAUAUUCUGUGUAUUAUGUCCUCAUGCAAUUGUUGUUUACUUUCUCUUAUUUUUGUUUUCAAAAUGCUGUUGUCAUGUUAGAUUUGAUUCAGAUAUGCUGUUGUAUACGUAUACAAAUCUUUUAUCUUUACAGUUAUGAAUGUUUAGACCUUUUAAGAUGUUUUUCACAUUAGCAAUGUAAGGUACGUUUAAAAAGUUUAAACAUACAAUUUAUUCUCUAAUUUGAUUAAUGUUUAUCCUAUGAUUGUUUAUCUCUUUAUUCAAUCAUCAAUCCUAACGACCGUGCAACUGACCACAUAUGAAAUACAUGUUUCUUCUUGAAAUACUAGUAUAAUCAAG